CCAUCACCGGUCGGAUUUCUCUCUCUAGAGAAGAAAAGGAAAAGGCGAGUUUUUAGAAUUUUCUUUCUCUCUCUCUCUCGUCCGCCGCCGUGCCGGAAUUGUUCUUAAGAUGCCUAGACCAGGGCCAAGACCGUACGAGUGCGUUCGAAGAGCUUGGCACAGCGACAGACAUCAACCAAUCAGAGGCAAACUGAUCCAAGAAAUAUUCAGAGUCGUGAACGAGAUUCACAGUUUACCCACUAAGAAAAACAAGGAAUGGCAAGAGAAACUUCCCGUUGUUGUCUUGAAAGCUGAAGAAAUCAUGUAUUCCAAAGCCGAUUCCGAGGCUCAAUAUACGGAUCCUAAGACUCUUUGGGACAGGACAAACGACGCCAUUAACACAAUCAUUCGUCGAGAUGAUAGUAUCGAAACUGGAGACUUCCUUCAUCCCUGCAUUGAAGCUGCUCUUAAUCUGGGAUGUACUGCAAGAAAAACACCAAGGAGCCAACGUAACAUUCCAAGAUGUUACCUUAGUAGUCCCAAAUCUCCAGAGCCUUCCUCUGUUCUCCAAAGAAACCCAAUAAACACUGACCAGUUUCCAAACAUCCAGCAUCAAAGGAGGAAGCAAUUUCAAGAUCCAAAGCUCAAUCUUGGCUGUCAUACUGAAAAGGGUGUUGCCCAAAAUCAUUUUCGAGAUUUGGUUGAUAAUCCCAUUAAUGAUGCCCUUCGAAGUGGCUGUGAUUUAUCUCUUAGGCUAGGUACCUUAUCUGUUCCACCACCACCGGUGGAGGAGGUCAACAAUGAUGUUGAAAUGAAUGCUGAAGAAGCGAUUCGAAGAAAGCGAAAGGCUGAUGUUGUGAUUACGACGAAUCCUCUUCUACCACCACUUCCGGAGGAUAGGAAACUUUGUCGGCAAAUCAAGUUCAACAACAGCUUCAUGGAUGAUAGAAUGAGCGAGUGUAGGUUUCCACGAUGAAAACCCUAGUUGUUUCCUAAUCUUGUUUUAGUUGCUGAUUUAGUAUUUUUUGCUGUGUUGUUGUUGUUGUUGUUGCUGUUCUUUGUAGACAAUUUGCAGAAAUGUUGUAUGAAAGUAUAUAUAAUAUAUAUGCCUACCAACUUUGUUGAACAUGAUUCAUUGAUCUAGCUACAUGUUUGUUUGGUUGAUAUGAAGAAGAUUGAAAACGAGUUAAU
Messenger RNA from Impatiens glandulifera, 1170 nucleotides. RefSeq lists its product as uncharacterized. The transcript is spliced from 4 exons. The record is from RefSeq and is a predicted model, not a curated record. Gene Ontology annotation, molecular function: transcription coregulator activity. Gene Ontology annotation, biological process: regulation of DNA-templated transcription. The coding region runs from base 110 to 955 and encodes 281 amino acids. NCBI's taxonomy places the organism in Eukaryota, Viridiplantae, Streptophyta, Magnoliopsida, Ericales, Balsaminaceae.